Molecule: messenger RNA, 917 nt
Organism: Anopheles nili
Lineage: Eukaryota; Metazoa; Arthropoda; Insecta; Diptera; Culicidae
Product: calcium and integrin-binding family member 2-like
Exons: 4
Coding region: 255-809 (184 amino acids)
Molecular function (GO): calcium ion binding
Source: RefSeq, a predicted model, not a curated record
AUUGCGACCCAAACUUAAGAUGUACGUUUGUACAAAACAUAAUAAAAUCCGAUCUUUAAUGUAUUGAGUGUAUAUGCUUAACUAGCUGAAAUUGAUUCUAAGCACGCAUGGUGUACGUUUUGGCUUCUCCGGCACACGGUUGUGUUGGUUGCCACUUUAUUGAUCAUAAUUGAUUUUAUCGCCGACUCAAGAUUGCUGAAAAAUUAUAAACGAUUCGGAAUUCGCAUUUUGGCUCAUCGAAAGUCGCGAAAGCAAUGGGGGGCAAUAAGAGUAUCAUAACGAACGAACAGCUAGCCGAGUAUGCAGAGUUAACGUAUCUCAACAAAUCGGAAAUAAUAUACAUUCUGCAGAAACUGCUUGCUCUCGACGGCGGACGCAAUUUUUCCCUCACGAAGCGUUUCCCGGAGCGAGACGUGGUGGAUUUGUUUCCCCAGUUGAAGCAUAACCCCUUUCGUGAUCGACUGUUGCACGUGUUUUCUUCGGAAAGUGAUGAGCAGUUUUCUUUCGAGGAUCUGCUGGACAUGUUCAGCGUGCUGUCGGACAAAUGUCCCCUCACAGUGAAGGCAACGUGGGCCUUUCAGAUUUAUGAUUUCGAUAACGACAAUCUGAUCACGAAGGAAGAUAUAUUGCAGCUAUGCGAUCGUAUCACAAAGCAUGAUCAUCUGGAGCAGGAGGAAAAAUCGAGCAUCGCGGACCUACUGCUGAAAGAAAUAGAUCUACAAAACAAUGGUAAUAUAGGAGAAUUUGAGUUUGUCCAUGCUAUGUGCAAGAUGCCGGAAUUUCAUCAAACAUUUUCCUGCCGUGUAUAACGGUUCCAUGGCAUUGCUACGAUGCGGAGAAUUGUCAUCAUAAUUUAAAAUUCAGAAGAAAAAAAAUGUUAUACAGAACUCCAAUAAAUCGACACGAGCGAUGUGUGU